Symbiodinium sp. CCMP2456 is the source of this 2829-nucleotide messenger RNA. NCBI's taxonomy places the organism in Eukaryota, Dinophyceae, Suessiales, Symbiodiniaceae. The record is from the annotation of a GenBank genome assembly.
GUUUCUGCCCAAUGUACUGUGGUGAACUUCAUCGUCACUCCCGAGGGCCUCGAGGAGCAAGUGUUGGCCAUGGUGGUGAACUGCGAGAAGCCGCAGCUCGAGGAGGAGAAGCAGACGCUGGUUCGACGGCAGAACGAGUACAAGGUGGUGCUGAGCAGGCUGGAGGACGAGCUCUUAUCCCAGCUGUCUGCUGCCGAUCCGACGACCAUCCUGGACAACUUGCCCCUCAUCGAGGGCCUUGAGAAGACGAAGCAGACAAGUCGCGAAAUUGGCUUGCAAGUGGCGGAGGCGCAGAAGACGGAGGUUGAGAUCAAUCACUCCAGAGAACUCUACCGGCCCGUGGCAGCGGAAGGUUCCAUGCUUUUCUUCUUAAUCAACCAGCUCUGUGUGGUGCAGCACAUGUACCAGUACUCCCUGGACGCCUUCAACAGCUUCUUGCAGAAGGCCAUCGACCGCACCCAGGGCUCGGAGGAGGUUUCGGAGCGCACGGAGCUGCUCAUCGCAUCGGCCCGGCUCACCGUCUUCCGCUGGGUCAACCGGGGCCUCUUCGAAGACCACAAGCUCAUCUUCUGCACGAUGCUGGCUUUCCGCCUGCUCUCCUUGCGACAGCUCCAGGAGGACUUCGUGGUGAGCCACUUCAGCUUCCUGCUCCGGGCGCCCUCGGCGCCGGUCUACGAGAACCCUCUGGACUGGCUCCCCAACAAGAGCUGGGCCAUGGUCCUGAAGUUGGUGGAACUCGAAGGCUUCGAGAACUUCGCGCAGAACAUGGAGCGCGAUGCUCCGAACCGCUUCCGGGAUUGGAUGGCCGAAGCCGCCCCGGAGGAUGCCAAGCUGCCGCUGGAUUGGAAGACGCUGGACGCAAAGUACUUUCGGAAGUUGCUGGUAAUCCGCUGUCUUCGGCCGGACCGGAUGUCCAUCGCGCUGGCCAAGUGGAUAAGGCAGAGCCUUCCAAGCGGCAGAGAUUACAUUGACUGUGAUGCAUCGCUGUCUUUCUACAAGGUGCUCCAGUCGUCUUAUGAGGACUCCACCAGUAACACACCCUUCUUCUUCAUUCUGUCGCCGGGGGCAGAUCCCGUCAAAGAGGUGGAAGCCUUGGGCAAGGUCCUGAUUGGCUUGCAGGCCAACGUGAACUACCACAAUGUCGCCAUGGGCCAGGGCCAGGAUGAGAUCGCUAUGCAAAAGCUGGAGUUAGGAUCCAAAGAGGGACAUUGGGUCAUGCUCCAAAAUAUCCACUUGAUGCCCUCCUGGUGUGCCACGUUGGAGAAGAGGUUGGAUGCCUUCGCAGUUGAGAACAGCAGCCCCUACUUCCGGCUCUUUCUCUCUGCGGACCCCUCUUUGGGAAUCCCCAUUGGCCUGCUGGAGCGGUCCAUCAAGCUCACCAACGAACCGCCCCAGGGCCUCCAGGCCAACCUCAGGCGCUCCUUCGCGCUCUUCAACCGGGAGGAGUUCGACGAGCGGGACAGCAAGAUCAAGUCCAUCUUGUUUGCUUUGUGCCACUUUCACUCCUUGAUGUUGGAGCGGAAGAAAUUUGGGGCCUUGGGCUACAACAUGAAGUACCCGUUCUCGAACGGCGAUCUUCGCGACUCGGCCUCCGUUCUCUACAACUACUUGGAGGGCUCCACGGCGGUGAAGAUCCCAUGGGAGGACCUGAGAUAUAUCUUUGGGGAGAUCAUGUACGGAGGGCACAUUGUUGACGACUGGGACCGCAGGAUGUGCCAGAAGUAUCUGACAUACUUCAUGCAGGACGAGAUCUUGGACGAGAUGGAGCUCGUUCCCUAUGCUGAUGGGCAGCUCAGCUGGAAGUCCCCCGGCCCCGGAACGCAUGAGAAAUACCUGGAGCACAUCGAGACGAUGCCGGCGGAGUCGCCCCUGUUCUUUGGGAUGCACCCCAACGCGGAGAUCGACUUCCGCACGAAGAUGUGUGACACCAUCUUCGAGCUCUUGCAGCUGAUCCAGCCCAAACGCAGCCCGGGAGAGGCUGCUGAGGAGCAGUCGCCCAUGGCCGCUGCUGAAGAGAUGUGCAACGAAAUUCUGGAUGAGGUUCGAGAGGUUCGAUUCAACGUCGAGGAGAUCUCUGCGCAGCUGAGCGAGGAGGAGCGAGGGCCGUACCAGUUCGUGAUGAUGCAGGAGUGCGAUUGCAUGAACUGCCUGGUUCAGGAAAUGGUGCGGGGGCUCAACGAGCUUCAGCUUGGAUUCAAAGGAGAGCUGACCAUGAGCGAACACAUGGAGCAGCUAGCGGAGGCCUUGUCGGAGCAGAUCUUGCCUGUCUGGUGGGUGAAGCUGGGCUUCCCCUCCACGCGGCCUCUGAGGUCUUGGCUGGUGAACCUCAAGGACCGUUGUGCGCAGCUGGAGGAUUGGUCUGCCGAGCCCAUCCACAUCCCCAAGGUGGUGGACGUCUCCAAGCUCUUUAACCCACAGAGCUUCCUCACGGCCAUCAAGCAAGUCUGCUGCCAGAGCGUGAACCUGGAGCUGGACCGCUUGCACGUCUUCACCGAGGUCACAAAGCGCUUGGACCCAAAGAUGGUCGACAGCCUGGCGCGCGAAGGGGCCUACGUCACGGGCAUGUAUUUGGAGGGUGCUCGCUGGGAUGCGAACGCCAACUGCUUGGAGGAUUCGCGACCGAAGGACAUGUUCACACGGCUGCCAGUUAUCAAUUGCAAGGCCGGUUUGCAACAGGAGAAGGAAGACAAGAACAUGUACAUGUGCCCCACGUACUGCGUGCCGACACGCAGGCCACACUUCGUCUUCGUGGCCCAAUUGAGAACAAAACAACCUGCCGCCAAGUGGGUAUUGGCCGGUGUGGCGAUCAUCCUCGACAUCGGAAGCUAG